Molecule: messenger RNA, 593 nt
Organism: Drosophila yakuba
Lineage: Eukaryota; Metazoa; Arthropoda; Insecta; Diptera; Drosophilidae
Exons: 1
Coding region: 26-523 (165 amino acids)
Cellular component (GO): extracellular region
Molecular function (GO): chitin binding
Source: RefSeq, a predicted model, not a curated record
ACCACGCACUCCACAAAGAUCGAGAAUGCAGCAAUCUCUACGCUUGGAACUGCUAUUCAUCGCCUACGGGGUGAUUCUCGUUGUCUGGGGCGUCAAUGGGUUAAACAUACCCGAGUGCAGUGGUCAGAAUGGAUUUAUCAACAAUACGCGAUCCAACUGCAGUUACUCCUUCAUCAAUUGCUCCGGCCAGAACUCGAUGUUCUGCACGGACAACACAACCUGCAGUGCCAAUUUCACCUGUGGCGACAUAAUUCCUGUGGAUAAUUCAACUGCAUCGCCCAUCAUCACAACUCCGAUUGUGGUGACCACCGCUUCCACAACCGUGUCACCUUCUGACAUCCGGCGAGAGUGUCGUCAGGGAGUCACCAAGAGAUUCAGUUAUCCGCAGAACUGCAACUACUUCUACUACUGCGUGGAUGGCUUUCUGCUGGUGGAGCAAUGUCCUAUUGGCUAUGCAUUCGAUCCGGAAACUGGAGCUUGUGGUGGUCGCAUACGCAGCUCCAGCGAUUGUAUCUUUAAGUGAAAAUAAUCGCAGAGCACUUUUAAUUAAGCCUCUUGUCGUGUCAAAUAAACCAUAAUAGCUAGAAAAUAAA